Protopolystoma xenopodis is the source of this 351-nucleotide messenger RNA. Lineage: Eukaryota; Metazoa; Platyhelminthes; Monogenea; Polystomatidea; Polystomatidae. The record is from the annotation of a GenBank genome assembly.
CUCGCAGUCGGUCCCGACGUCAACACAUCUCCUGGGCAGAGCAAACGCAAGUCUCCAAUGGCAGAUGACAUGUCAGAACCGCCCACACUGGAGACGGCUUUACGGACGGUUGGUGACUGCUUUGUCCGCCCCGACAAUAACUCCGGACUUGACGAUUUCGGCUUUGCGCCUGAGCACAGGAAUUUCGCCUCAACUCAGCCGACUCCUAAAGGCAACAUGACCAAAGCCAUAAUUAGGCUCCUACAAGUGGGCUGUUGGCCAGACGGCAACCAGACGAAGGUAGACAGAGAGAGCAGAAUGCAAUCGGACGGCAGAAAUGUCGAAACCGUCAAUUUCUCGACUGCAUCAUAA